Molecule: messenger RNA, 10320 nt
Organism: Malaya genurostris
Lineage: Eukaryota; Metazoa; Arthropoda; Insecta; Diptera; Culicidae
Gene: ctrip
Product: E3 ubiquitin-protein ligase TRIP12
Exons: 11
Coding region: 1079-8944 (2621 amino acids)
Biological process (GO): protein polyubiquitination; proteasome-mediated ubiquitin-dependent protein catabolic process; regulation of double-strand break repair
Cellular component (GO): nuclear speck
Molecular function (GO): ubiquitin protein ligase activity; zinc ion binding
Source: RefSeq, a predicted model, not a curated record
GCCGUCGUCACACGGUGAACAUACUUCAGUGGUGAUAGGUGUGCAUAUACGAGCUGUUUUUUCAAGUGGCUCAGCCCGUUGAGGAAAACCCUACUACUCUCUCUCGGUGUGUGGUGAACAGACAUUUUGAAAAGCUUCAUGCGUAGAAAAUUUUUGCUGACAACGGAUGCAACUAAUUUCGAUCUAUUUGAUGUAAAAAACAUUGUGAAGUGAUGAAAAACUGUGCUGUUUCUAUAAAACGAUUGUUUUGAGUUUUGUUGGGAGCCGAUAAGUGAAAAACGUUAAGUUCACUUGUUCCAAGCCCAGUAUUGAUUUUCCGUUUUAUUUCGAUGGUAUAAUUAUGUACAAGAGUAGAAAACUCGCAUAUGGUGUUAAAAGAUUAAACAAUCUUUCGAUGAUUCUGAUUCAAAUAGCUAAUUUUAAACAGUUAGGAUAAGAAUCAAAUGCGAAACACAAAAUGAAACAAGUAUGACAGCUAACCAAAAUUUUUAGCGAUAAGAAAAUAUGUUUCUUCAUUAUCUCGACUCGGCAGGAGUCUGUGUGGUCUUCGUGCAUCGUAAAUGAGCUUUCAUAGAGUUCCGACUUUGCUCAAUCUACCCCCAUAAAACGCUCUGUUGCUUUGCGAUAGCGAAAAACGGAGAUAAACAUUGAGGGUGAAUCGCAUGUGUUAGUGAGUGAUGUUCGGCUCUCCAAAAAGAGAACAGAAGUUGAUUCCAAAACAGCUGUGUGUAUACAAAAUAUAAACAGUGCAGGUUUUGUAUCGUAGUGUGUGAAAUAUGUGAUAACAGAAAAUAAAUUCGACAGAUCAGUGUAAGUCACAGAAGCAAGUUCUAAUAAUAGUGAGUGAAGGAAAUCCCAAUCGCGUACACGGACAGUACGCAUCUGCUUUAUAGCACAUCGUUCCGGUGCAGUGUGUGCUCAUACACGCACACACUCGACCUAGCCUGCCAACCAACCAAACAACCCAGCACAAAUCUAGAUAGAUUUAAUUCUGCCUACAACCGACCGCGCCAGCGAAACGCCAAAAUUCGACGGGUAUGCUAUUUAAUGGACACAAGGGGACGCCAAAGUGUCGUCUAUGGCCGAAUCCGUUGGUAAGCAAGUGCUCUCUGCAGUGACGGAGGGGCAUCAUCAUCACCAACAACCGCAGCAGCAUCAGCAGCCACAUCGUCGCAGUCAUCAGCAGUCAGUAGGAACAACAAGCACCAGCAGUAGUAGCAAUAGUGGUAGCCGAAGGUCUACUGUUAGGUCCUCGCAGAAGCAAGCGAACAAGGAGAGGAAAAAUCAACAAACCCGCGGUAGUUUCAGCAACCGUUCCGACACGGAUACCCGACAGACUAGCGGUAGUAGAAAACGAAAGUACGUAGAAGAGCAUUCCAAACAGCACCUGAGCCACGUGUUUGUGAGGGAACAUAAUUCGACGCCAUCUCCGGUUGCUUUCAGAACACGUUCAAGGACUGUUUCGAGAGAGAUUUCAUUUACUGGCAGCAGUAGUAGUAGUAAAACUCAACAGUCACCGGUUGACUUCCGGAAUAGGCUACAUAAGGUAACCCGCCUGAUUCCCGAUAUAUCCGUUCAUGAUAGUACAAAGCAUUCAGCACGGUUAACUGUAUCACCGAGUGCAUCGACGUUGUCCUAUACGUCAUCACUAUUAUCAACGCUUUCGGUCAGUUCGUCUCUAUCUUCGUUGACAGGAGUAAUUGGCUCUUGUUCAACUCCAUCAAAGCAAUCCAAGCAACACGAUCAAUUGGACUGUGAUCGAAGCAGUAUCAGUAGCAGCCGUGGAGCUAGCAUCAGUUCAAUCGCGUCUUCAUCACGUUCGAUUGAAAAAACCAAACAUAAGAAGGGUAGCGGCUCGAAACUGUCGAAAAAAGUAGUAGAUCAUCUUUUCAAACAAGAGCCAGCAUUAGACGAGUACAGGACAGGUAAAAGUUACUCACGAAAAAGUAAGUCUACCAGUCAGCAGCAAUCAGUAAAUACGGUGGAAGAGGGACGAAAUUUACGCUCCCAUCACCACCAAUAUCCGGAAGCAGGACCAAGUGUAGCAGCGGCUGUAGUACCGAAAAAGCGACAGAAAGUGGGGGACCAACAUCUGGAUAGUUCGGGCAGUAGCCAUAAAGCCCCGAACCUGGGGGCACGUCUAGCUCGUAGCAGCGGAGGUAGGGAGCCCCACAAUCACCAUCAGCUACAGCAGCAGCAGCAUCAUCAUUCCGUUAGUCACCUUGGUAGCGCCAGUAGUGGUAGUAGCGGUAGUCACAACAGCACUCAGGGGCACCUACCUAGCGGUCUGCUAAGGCGCAGUUCUCGUGGCAAAGGUUCUCAUCAAUCCGCAACAACGGGUUCUUGUGUCAGUUCGAACACCACCAAUCCCAACCAGAGCCAACAUCAGCCACAAUCGUCGCAAUCUUCGCGCUCGGGCAGCCAUCGUGGUGGUGGUUCCGGUAACGCUUCGGCCAACAAUCACGGGGCUGGAACUUCCGGUGCUACUGCCAAAGGCUCUUCUUCGAAAAGCGGCUCUUUCUCUUCAGUGGCUGCCAACAAUAACAAUUCCAGUCUAUUUGGAUCCGUAGCCGGAGUUGGUGCAUCCGGGUACGAUCCAACCACAGUAGUUCCAGGACCAUCGAAUACAGCAAUGGCCAAUGAUGGCUCUCGUAGUAGCAACAGCAGUAACAACAACAACAGCAAUGACCAUCAGCACCACCUGCAGCAGAGUUCGUCCGGUUCGUCGCAUCCAUUUAUCAAGCUGCACAAAACCACCAGUCUGGGCACAUCGGCAGCCAGUUCCUCUGCUCCGAUUGAUGUGAAUAUGAUAAAUGUAACCAAUUCUGGCGCCUCGAAUGUCGGUAAUGCAUCAAAUUCCACUAGCCUGACGACGACCACUGUCGUGCCACACCCGGAUUCGGAAAGCGAUGACAGCGAGGUCGGUCGGCUGCAGGCACUACUAGAAGCUCGAGGGCUUCCACCACACCUGUUUGGUGCUCUCGGUCCGAGAAUGCAUCAUCUGUUACAUCGUACGAUGGGUGCCAACAGUAGUUCUAAAGCCCAACAGCUACUCCAGGGGCUUCAGUGUCAGGACGAAAGUCAACAGUUGCAAGCCGCUAUAGAAAUGUGCCAAAUGUUGGUGAUGGGCAAUGAAGACACACUGGCCGGGUUUCCAAUUAAGCAGGUUGUUCCGGCAUUGAUAACACUGCUUCGCAUGGAACAUAACUUCGAUAUAAUGAACAAUGCGUGUCGAGCUCUUGCAUACAUGCUGGAAGCUUUACCGCGAUCAUCCGGAACAGUGGUUGAUGCUAUACCAGCCUUUCUGGAGAAACUUCAAGUUAUUCAGUGUAUGGAUGUAGCAGAACAGAGUCUGACUGCUUUGGAAAUCCUGUCCCGUCGACAUAACAAAAGUAUACUACAGGCCAACGGUGUCUCGGCUUGUCUGACCUAUUUGGAUUUCUUCUCGAUCAAUGCUCAACGGGCAGCACUUGCCAUCACUGCAAAUUGUUGUCUCAAUCUGCACUCAGAAGAAUUUCACUUUGUGAAGGAAUCACUGCCACUUUUGGCUAGGCUUUUGUCGCAGCACGACAAAAAAAGCGUUGAAAGUAUAUGUACAGCAUUUUAUCGUCUAGUAGACAGUUUCCAACACGAUCCGACGAUCCUGCAGGAAAUUGCUAGUAUGGAACUGUUGAAAAAUUGUCAACAACUGUUGGUGGUUACACCAUCGGUCCUUAAUUCCGGUACAUUCACUAACGUAGUUCGAAUGUUAAGUGUGAUGUGUGCGAACUGUCCGGAUUUGGCAAUAACGCUACUGAAAAAUGACAUCGCAUCAACACUGCUCUAUUUGUUAACCGGUUCCGCUGAACCCGUUACCGCCGAUGUCGAAUUGGUACCACGUAGUCCGUCGGAGCUAUAUGAAAUCACCUGCCUGAUUGGGGAACUGAUGCCGAGACUGCCAACAGAUGGAAUCUUUGCAGUUGAUUCGCUACUGGAGCGCACUCAGGCGAACGUACAGGAUGCGGUACAAUGGCAGUGGAAAGACGAUCGCGGUGUGUGGCGUCCAUAUUCUUCGAUCGACUCGAGAAUGAUUGAAGCGGCUCAUUUGAAUUCCGAUGAUGAAAUUAGUUUGAGCACACUGGGUCGCACCUACACAAUCGAUUUUCAUUCUAUGCAGCAAAUCAAUGAGGAUACCGGAACGACCAGGGCUGUUCAACGAAAGAUAAAUCAUACAUUAUUGGCUCAACAACAAGGAACGAUGAUUAUAACUGCUGGUCCUAUGGUUCCUGUGGCAUCAGCAAUUGCUUCGAAUGAAAGUGGUGAAAGUGGGUCAUCUGCUGUAGCUUUGGUAAAUGCCAGCGGGACUGGUUGUGUAAACCUGGCAACACGUCCCCCUAAUGCCACUCGGGAUGCUCGGAUAGCUUGUCUGAAGGAAGAACGUGGACUAGCAGCAGAAUUCAUCAAAAAUCUAUUUUCCGUUCUAUAUGAAGUGUACAGUUCUUCCGCUGGACCUUCAGUCAGGUACAAAUGUUUGCGCGCUCUGCUACGGAUGGUUUACUUCGCAAACGGCGAUCUGCUUCGAGAAGUAUUGAAAAAUCAGCUCGUGUCUUCGCAUAUUGCGGGCAUGAUGGCUUCUAACGAUCUCAGAAUAGUAGUUGGAGCACUUCAGAUGGCGGAAAUUUUAAUGCAGAAACUUCCCGAAGUGUUCGGGAUGCAUUUUCGUCGGGAAGGUGUCAUGCAUCAGAUAAAUCAGUUAACAGAUCCAUCGAUUCCGAUUUGUGCCGCUCCGUCUCCGAAAGCAGGAGCCCAGAGCGCACCGUCUUCAGCAACGAUUCACCCUCACGCCACGUUCGAUUUUGAUAGUGCCAUUGCCUCAAGUUCAAAGACCAAUUCCCAAGCGAUAGCAAUUGUCGGUGGGGCCGGUUCCCACGUGAAGAACCUCAAUUCCGCAAUGAUGAUGGCCAGUAAGAUGAGCAUGUCAAUGCCAUCGACAAGUUCUACACUGCUACACUCACCGACCGCCUCGAACCUUCCCGGCACAUCCGGUAGUUUCACGGCAAUUAAUCUGAAUGCCUCUUCCAAAGCACUUCACCACAACCACCAUCAUCAUCCACAACAGCAGCAAAUGAAUGCCGGUGCACUUCAUCUAGAAUCGUUGGCAACCAACAUGCAACCAAAUAUCCCGGGAGCGAUUGCGGCGGCUCCCAACAAUGGAAAUAUUCUACUGAACGCUAUUUACAGUUCCGCUAUUCCAAUCAAUCCACCACCAACGCAUCACCACCAACCAGAGCCUGGAUCUAGCAAACAGACGCAUCUAUAUCAAACUCACCAUUUCCCUGAUACUUUCGCGUAUAAUGCUGAGCAAGGCAUUCUCACAUCUCCACUUUCGGUGGCAUCUGGUACCGGAGCUACGCUGGUAGCCUCGACAGUAGCAGCUUCCCACCACGACACUCGAUCUCAUAGUCCCGGUCAGCUGAAGGUUUCCGACAUGCUGAAACGGAAGGUUCCUCCGAAACGAAAAUCCCAGAGCAGUUCCAAAACCAAGUCUCGUCAUGAUGAUGCUGGCAAUUCAACGGCUAGUUCUACUCAUGCACUAACAAGUGGAUCCAACUUGGCGGGAACAUCGACAUCAUCGACAACUUCAUCUGUGAUGCAAGAACUGAUCAACAAAGCUACUACACUGGGGUCUUCCUCCGGCAGGAAUACACCAUCGUCUAGUUCCCGUUCAAGGUUUUCUGGUGCUUCGUCCAAGACAACAUCCUUCCUGGCAUCGCUCAAUCCAGCCCGUUGGGGUCGACAGUCAUCAUCCUCGUCGUCACACCAUGCCGGAACUACAUUCGGUAAAGAUGGAUCCAAUGCGUUGGCAAAAAGUCAAUCGAAUUCCAAUCUGAUAGCCGCUGGGAAUCGCGAAAAGGCUCGACAAUGGAUACGAGAGCAAUCGAUUAAUUUUGUCAACAGGUACUCCACGGAUGGGGUUAGUGCUGCGAGUGGUUCCCAGCAUCCGGCGUGCUCGAUUCUUUCGCGUUUGACCGGUGCCAUCCAAAAAUUAGAAGGUAAUCAAACCGACUGUCUGGCAGCACUCAAGGAACUGCGUGACAUUCUGAUUCAAAGCGACAUAUCGCCGUUCGAAGUGAAUCACUCUGGAUUGAUUCGUGCGAUGCUGAACUACAUGGCCAACGACGCGAAUCAACUGGUCGUACGGGCGGAUCGACUGCGUAUGUUUUUGCACGUAUUCGCAAACCUUCCGUUGGAUGCUGAUUACUACAGCAGUGUUGUUCCAUCGAUCAAUAGUUUACCGUUCAGUGCGUUUGUAGCCAAACUGAAUGGGUGUGUCACACAAUUGGAGCAAUUCCCGGUGAAAGUGCACGAUUUUCCCGCCGGUGUGGGUGGCAGAUCGAACACAAGUGCUCUUAAAUUUUUCAAUACACAUCAGCUGAAGUGCAAUCUCCAGCGUCACCCAGAGUGCACGAACCUACGUCAGUGGAAAGGUGGAACCGUCAAAAUAGAUCCCCUUGCGUUGGUUCAGGCGAUCGAACGCUACCUGGUUGUUCGUGGUUACGGUGGCAUACGCGUGGAUAGUGAGGAAGACUCCGAGGAAGAUAUCGACAAUAUCGAUGCCGCAGCGAUGAUAUCGAUGGGUGGGUUGAAGCACAAGCUACAGUUCUUAAUAGGAGAACAUGUUCUACCGUACAAUAUGACCGUAUACCAAGCCAUUCGUCAGUAUUCACCAUUGGUGAACGAUCAGUCGGAAACGGACACUGAUACCGAAACACCGAUUGGAAGUGCCAGUAUUUGGGUACAGCAACACACAAUCUUCUAUCGCCCAGUGGAAGAAGAUGCAACUGGUACGUCCAAAAGCGGUGCCUCCAGUUCAUCCAGGAAAAAUAGCAAAAAUUCGCAAUCGAAAAUAAUGCGUCGAAAGCCCGAAUUUUGGAAUGAUGGUGCCGCCCCGUUGAUUGUUUCAUCAUUGACACCGUUCUUGACGUCUAAACUACCUGAAGUGGUGACCGUACAGGAUGCUUCCCUCGAUGCACUGUGCAUGUUACGCAUUAUCAAUGCCCUCAAUCGUCACUGGGCAACGUUAUACUUCUCAGUACCCCAGAUUCAAAUCAUACCCCAGACCGAGUUUAUCCAUUCGAAGAUUGCUGCCAAAGCUAGUCGCCAGUUGCAAGAUCCUCUGGUGAUCAUGACUGGUAAUUUACCCCAGUGGUUGCAGCAAAUUGCAGCUGCCUGUCCAUUCCUGUUUCCAUUCGAAACACGGCAUCUGUUGUUCUAUGCUGUAUCGUUCGAUCGUGACCGCGCGUUGCAACGUCUAUUGGAUACCACGCCGGAUCUAAAUUCGGCCGACACUAGCGAACGGGUUACGCCACGAUUGGAUCGGCGCAAGCGUGCCAUAUCGCGCGAGGACAUUCUCAAACAAGCUGAAUCGAUCUUCCAGGACUUUGGUCAUUCAAAGGCCCUACUGGAGAUUCAGUACGAGAACGAAGUCGGUACCGGACUUGGCCCGACUCUGGAGUUUUACGCUCUGGUCUCAACGGAGCUACAACGCUGUGAUCUAGGAUUAUGGAAUGACAGUGACAGCUAUAAGAACAAUAACCAGCAGUCAAGCUCGAUCGCCGAUAAUAUUGUCAAAUCGUCACUGAACCAGAUCGACGAUGAUACGACCACGACUAAUACUACGACCGGAACGUUCAAUAGUAGCGCUACUACGGCCACAAAUAGAGCGUCAUUAUCGCCGAUGGGAACGCACAACCAUCCGGACAGUGAUCACAAUGUCAGUGAUAGCAGUUUUGUAAUCAGCAACGAUAACUCGCUUAACAUGUUGAUCGAACAAUCGGACAAUCUAUUGAUCAACAAUCCUCAGCAGGCAGAGUUGGAGAACAAUCAGACGCCACCUCCACCGAAUCAUCAAAAUCAACAGCAGCAAUUAUCGUUGCUAUCACCAACAUCCGCCGGAAGCAGUACAAGUCUGUCCUAUGUCAAUGCACCGCACGGGUUGUUUCCAAUUCCGCUUAGCAAAACGGCGAAAACUUCGCAGAUCUCACGCUUAAAGUACAAGUUCAAAUUUUUAGGCAAAUUUAUGGCUAAGGCUGUGAUGGAUAGCAGAAUGCUCGAUUUACCCUACUCGAUACCAUUUUACCGGUGGUUGCUAGCCGAGGAGAACUCUCUCGGACUACCCGAUCUCGGUCAAGUUGCACCAGAAGUACAGGGCACUCUGUUACGAUUGAAUGAAAUCGUUAAAAUGCGCGACCUGGUGCAAACGGAUCUUACGCUGGAUGCCAUGGAAAAGACUGAAAAGAUUGAAGCUCUCGAUCUGGACGGCUGCCCGAUUGCCGAUCUCGGUCUGGAUUUUGUUUUGCCCGGUCAUCCUAACAUUGAGCUACGCCGCGGUGGACGAGACAUGCCGGUCACCAUUCACAAUCUCCAUCAAUACAUCUCACUGGUGACGCACUGGUUCCUUCUGGAAGGAGUUUCACGACAAUUCGAAGCGUUGAGAGAAGGAUUUGAUUCGGUCUUCCCGGUUAAUCGGCUACGGAUGUUCUAUCCGGAAGAGCUUGAGAGCGUAUUUUGUGGCUCAGGACUGAAUGCUGCUACUCACAACCGUUGGGACGUGCGUAUGUUGGCUGAAUGCUGCCGAACGGAUCAUGGCUUUACGCAGGAUUCCCAAGCUAUUCAGUACUUCUACGACAUUCUAAGUACAUACAAUCGAGAAGAACAACGGUUGUUCUUGCAGUUCGUCACCGGUAGUCCACGGUUACCGACCGGUGGUUUCAAGGCUCUUACUCCUGCACUGACGAUCGUGCGCAAAAAGAUGGACGGCAAUCAGAAUCCGGAUGACUAUCUGCCAUCUGUUAUGACCUGUGUGAAUUAUCUCAAACUUCCGGAGUACUCUAGUCGGGAAGCAAUGCGACAAAAAUUGAAGGUGGCAGCCAGCGAGGGUAGCAUGAGUUUCCAUCUAUCCUAAAUGCUUGUUUUUUUCUGGUGUACGGAGUGGACAAUCACGGGAACAAAGAAAGAGCAAACGAUGAGAGGAGAAAUUUGAUUUAAAGCUAGUCGCAGUGCGUGUUUUUCGCUUUCAUCAGCUUUGUUUUUCAAAUGAAUUCAAUACGAUUUGUUGGGAGGUCCGUGAAAUUUAGCACAUACACAAACAGAAAAUGCGCAAUACCGUUCGUUUUAACCAAAUAAAACUAGUGAAGUGAAUCCAUACUGAACGAGAAUGUGUAAAUAUAGGAAAGGAGAAGUUAUGUUAUUUUCGAAGCCUGACUGUUCUUUAUUUUUGAAAUGGAUUUUUUCUAAUGGGGAACCUUCCGAUUGUUUUCGGCUCGUGCAUUACUAUUGAAACUGUGAAAUUUAGAGCAAACGAAUCUAGCGGGUGAUGUUAACGGAGAGAAAAGCGGUAAUAAAAUGCCAUGUCCCACCGGUAGAGCAGAAAUUCUUUAUUAGAACAUUUUUCCUUCAAUCGAAUCAGGCUGUUUUUUUUCGUUGUUUUUAAAUGUAAUGAAUACUGUUUUAGUUCUAAUUUCAUUUUUUUUUAUUAAGGGAUAGUGUGGCACAGUAUAAGCCCGAAGAAGAAGUGGAAGCUAGCAAAAACGCCACAGUGCAAUGUAUAAAACUAAUAAAGAAAUACUUAUGAUACGCUCCAUCUAUCCCCUCCUCAGUAGCUACAACAAACCAACUAUUCUAACUGGAACGAGCGUGGGCAAAUCUAAAACGCAAACGACAAGUUCACCAAUACAACUCUUGAUCUGUGUAUAUUUACCUUCUAGCUACAAUAGCAAUCUCCGGAAAAAAUACAACUAUAACAAAUUAGCGUACAUGACGUGGAUUUUCUGUUUGGCAUAACUGUUUGAUAUUCACAUAAACCCCGAGAAAACUUGAAAACUGCGAUUUGAAUUGGAAAACUCUUCAAAAUUAUAAAACAUCAAACUUGUUUCCGGGCUCGUUGGGAAAAGUGAGUCUACGGUGGUACAUUAUUUGUUUCUGGCGUACCGCAAACCAAUACAAAGAAGCAAAGCAUAAAAACACAACAAAUAAAAACAAUAUUUAAUAGACAAAUGGGAAAUGACGAACGUUCAUAACCAUUUAUUUAUUGUAACAACACAACAGUGGGUGGUUUGUUUGGUUGGCGAAAUGCCCAGCGUGCAUGAGAAAUGUUGUCCGCGAAAUAAGAUGGAAUAUACGGUAAGAUGAGAUGAGGCACAUAAAUCUUAUAGUUUCAAAUUUGCGUGAGUAACGGGAUUGCGUGAUAAGUAUGUAGGUAGUGAUUGCGGUGACCGUAAUGAGAACAAUAUUAAUAACGAUAAUGAUAACAACAAUAAUAAUCAGUAUGAAUUAAUUGAA